This is a messenger RNA of Echinostoma caproni, 675 nucleotides long. The record is from the annotation of a GenBank genome assembly. Lineage: Eukaryota; Metazoa; Platyhelminthes; Trematoda; Plagiorchiida; Echinostomatidae.
AUGCUAAUAAAGUCACCUUGUUUUGAUCUCAUCCACGUUUUUCGUAACUCAUCGAGAAACUCUGCUCCUUAUCUACCUGCUUUGAUUAAACAGAUUCAAGGUGAAAUCGGUCCUCCACGCAUUGAGGAAGAUGAAGAAUUAGAAGAAGACGUCGGUCUUUCUCCCAGUCGUUUGGGCGAGCUCAAAGCUGAACAAGAAGCAAAAACGCAUGCUCAGUUGCUUACUCUAAUCGGCGAUUUGCCCGAUCCGAAUGUGAAACCGCCUGACAAUGUGUUGUUUGUAUGUCGUUUGAAUCCGGUCACACGAUCCGAGGAUUUGGAGAUCAUAUUCAGUCGUUUCGGGGAGAUCAAGUCUUGCGAGGUCAUUCGUGACAAACGAACCGGUGCCUCACUUCAGUACGCGUUCAUUGAAUUUGAGAACGAAUCGGACUGUGAGAACGCAUUUUUCAAGAUGGACAAAGUUGUUAUUGAUGAUCGGCGUAUUCACGUAGACUUCAGUCAGUCUGUGGCAAAAGAGUGGCAACGGUUUCGUGCACAGAAAGAACACGCCAAACCGGGUCGUGAACCGAUCUCCGAUCUACCCGCACCGCACCAGACUCGUAAGGCAAGAUCUUCACCAUCUAGAUCUUCUAAACAUCAUCACUCUAGUCAAUCAGAUCGUCACCGAUCACCACAG